AUGCCUAACCCAGUCAACACCGAGCAGAUCCUGAGGGACGUCAACAUCCUCGGCCCUCUGAAUGACCAGACCCGCCAGAUCCUGUCCAAGGAUGCCACCGUUUUCCUCUCCGUCCUUCACCGUACAUUCGACAGCCGACGCAAGGCUCUUCUCGAGAGAAGACAGAUUCGCCAAGCUGAGCUCGACAAGGGUGCGCAGCUAGACUUCUUGCCAGAGACGAAGCACAUUCGCGAGAACGAUGCGUGGAGGGGCGCGAAGCCGGCGCCUGGCCUGGUGGACAGGAGACUGGAGAUCACCGGCCCCACAGACAGGAAGAUGGUUGUCAAUGCGUUGAACUCGGAUGUCUGGACAUACAUGGCAGACUUUGAGGGCAAGUAGCUGCAAAGAAGACUCACGGGGAUAUCAGCUCUAACAUUCAACAGACUCAAACGCGCCCACGUGGGACAACAUGAUCAAUGGCCAAUUGAACCUGCACGACGCGAUUCGCAGGCAGGUCGACUUCAAGCAGGGCGAAAAGGAAUACAAGCUCCGAACAGACCGUGCUCUGCCAACGCUCAUUGCCCGUGCUCGCGGUUGGCAUCUAGAGGAGAAGCACUUCACCGUGGAUGGUGAGCCAAUUUCCGGAAGUCUCUUCGACUUCGGUCUCUACUUCUUCAACAAUGCCCACGAGCUUGUCAAGCGUGGUGCUGGUCCAUAUUUCUACCUUCCCAAGAUGGAGAGCCAUCUUGAGGCGAGGCUUUGGAAUGAUGUGUUCAACCUGGCGCAGGACUACAUUGGCAUGCCACGGGGAACCAUCCGAGGAACGGUCUUGAUUGAGACCAUCACUGCCGCGUUUGAGAUGGACGAGGUGAGUGACGAAGACUUGUUUGGAGUUGCGGACGAAGCUAAUCCUUGAUUGUCAGAUCAUCUACGAGCUCCGCGACCACUCUUCCGGCUUGAACUGCGGUCGAUGGGACUACAUCUUCUCGGUGAUCAAGCGUUUCCGCCAGAACAGCCAAUUCGUCCUUCCCGAUCGUUCCGCCGUCACCAUGACUUCGCCUUUCAUGGAUGCCUACGUCCGUCUUCUGAUCAAGACCUGCCAUCGCCGCGGCGUGCACGCCAUGGGUGGUAUGGCCGCUCAGAUCCCAAUCAAGAACGACGAGGAAGCCAACACGAAGGCCAUGGACUCUGUGCGUGCCGACAAGCUGCGUGAGGUCCGUGCCGGCCACGACGGAACCUGGGUCGCCCACCCGGCUCUCGCUAAGAUCGCCGGCGAGGUCUUUAACGAGCACAUGCCCACGCCAAACCAGCUCCACGUCCGUAGGGAGGAAGUCCAGGUGAACGCCAACGACCUCCUCAACAUGAAUGUGCCGGGUGGCAUUACUGAGGAGGGCAUCCGCAAGAACCUGAACAUUGGGCUGGGAUACAUGGAAGGCUGGCUCCGUGGUGUGGGAUGUGUGCCGAUCAACUACUUGAUGGAGGACGCUGCGACCGCCGAGGUCUCUCGCUCACAGCUGUGGCAAUGGAGCAAGCACGGCAGCACCACCAACGAAGGCAAGAAGAUCGACAAGCAGUACGCGCUCAAGCUGCUGUACGAGCAGGCGGACAAGCUCGAAAAGGAGGGACCCAAGGGCAACAAGUACCAGCUCGCUGCGAAGUAUUUCGCAACCCAGGUCACUGGUGAGGAGUACGCCGAGUUCUUGACAUCGUAAGUUUCCCCGCAAACCAAUAAUCGGUGAAUUAUAUGCUAACAUACCUGCAGCUUGCUAUAUAACGAAAUCACGAAUACGGGCGAGAAGCUUCCAGCCGCGAAGUUGUAA
Molecule: messenger RNA, 1799 nt
Organism: Lecanosticta acicola
Lineage: Eukaryota; Fungi; Ascomycota; Dothideomycetes; Mycosphaerellales; Mycosphaerellaceae
Source: the annotation of a GenBank genome assembly